AAUGCUUAGAAUACCUGCGACAUGGCAGCUCGCGUUGAUUGUCGAGAUUGACAGCAGCUCCACGCCGUCGUCUUCCCCUGUGUAUGUGUGUGUGUUUGGGGGGGUGGGGGGCACACAGAGAGCGAGAGAGAGAGAAAGAGGGAGGGAGAUAAAGCAGAGAGCAACAAAAGCUACUUGUACUUUUUGGACAGCUCAACUUGAGCGAAAGCGUGUGCGGGACCCUCCUCUGAUGGUGCCGCUCGAACAAGACUUGUUAAGUUGACCGACCGACCACCAUUUUUUCCCCCCUUCCUCUUGUCUUGUCCAACGCGGGAAGAGGACACGUUCGCCUCGACUCACGUCGUCAAGGUCAUUUACAUGAAUUCAAAACCGAUUUGCCAGUGAGUAGCUGGAAACUGGGGAGCAAGUCUUUCAGUUUUUAACCCCACAUGCUGACAUGGAAGGCUUUCUUCGUAGCAGCUUUUUACUGAGCAGAGUCAUGUCUUCCAAGCAAGCCACAUCUCCUUUUGCCUCUGUGGUCGAUGGAGAUGAUGCCAUGAGCCAGGAUCACUUGUCUUGGGAAAAAGAGGAGAACACUGACGUCCACUGCCCACCGCAGUUGCCGCUGCACAAUCUGCUCCAUGGGAAAGCCCACCCCGAUGAAAUUCAGCCGCUAAGCAGUGUACCUCCAGAGAGUGACUGGGACAGCUUGAUGUCUGCACAACAACGCAUGGAAUCUGACAGCAAUAAAGUAUGUUCCCUGUACUCCUUCCGCAACAAUUCCACCUCUCCGCACAAGCCUGAGGAGGGGGCCCGGGAGCGAGGUGACCUGCUGAGCGCAUCAGCAUUUGGAACUCCCGAGCGCCGCAAAGGAAGCCUGGCAGACGUUGUGGACACACUGAAGCAGAAGAAACUGGAGGAGAUGACAAAGACAGAGCAAGACGACUCGUCAUGUAUGGAGAAACUACUUUCUAAAGACUGGAAAGAGAAGAUGGAGAGGCUCAACACCAGUAAUCUUCUAGCUGAUGUAAAAGGUACUCCUGAGAGCCUGGCAGAAAAAGAACACCAGCUCUCCACCAUGAUUAGUCAGCUGAUCAGCCUUCGAGAACAGCUCCUGGCUGCCCACGACGAACAGAAGAAGCUCGCUGCCUCCCAAAUGGAGAAACAGAGGCAGCAAAUGGAGUUAGCUCGUCAGCAGCAGGAGCAGAUCGCCAGACAACAGCAGCAGCUUCUGCAGCAGCAGCACAAAAUCAACCUUCUCCAGCAGCAGAUCCAGCAGGUCCAGGGUCACAUGCCUCCGCUCAUGAUCCCCAUUUUUCCACACGACCAACGCACUCUGGCAGCAGCCGCUGCCGCCCAGCAAGGCUUUCUCUUCCCUCCUGGAAUGUCGUAUAAGCCAGGUGAUAACUACCCUGUGCAGUUCAUUCCCUCCACAAUGGCAGCUGCAGCAGCGUCAGGACUCAGCCCCCUCCAGCUUCAGCAACUGUACACUGCCCAAAUCGCCAGCAUGCAGGUCUCUCCUGGAGCCAAGAUGCCGCCACUCCCGCAGUCCCUCAAUGCCAGUGGACCCAUUUCUCCAUCUUCUUUGAAGAAUGACAAGAGUUCCUGCAGCCCUAUCACACAAGUCAAGGAGGAAGGUACACAGCCGCUCAAUCUUUCGGCUCGGCCAAAGACAACAGACAUGGUCAAGUCUCCAACUUCUCCGACACAAAACCUGUUUUCGCUCUGCAAAAGUAGCCCCAACAGUUUUUCCAGCAAGGGUGGUAUCCCAAGCCCACUUGGAGGUCUGGGCCGUGGCUCCUCUCUGGACAUCCUGUCCAGCUUAAACUCCACAGCGCUGUUCGGGGACCAAGACACGGUGAUGAAGGCCAUCCAGGAGGCUCGUAAAAUGAGGGAGCAGAUACAGAGAGAACAGCUGCAACACCAUCAACAGGGCAUGGAGGCUAAGCUGUCUGCCCUGACUGCUGUGGGCCUCAACAACUGCAGGGCUGACAAGGAAAGGGCACAUUUUGAGAGCCUCGGGCACCACCUUGGAAAGCUGGGAGAGGAUGGCAAAAUUGGGCACAGAGUUAUUGACCUAACCAGGCCUGAGGAUCUUGAUGGAGGCGCUGGGUCUACCGAGGCGAGAGUCUUCAGGGAAUCGAGAGGAAGAAACAACAACGAGCCGCACAUUAAAAGGCCGAUGAACGCGUUCAUGGUGUGGGCCAAAGACGAGCGGCGCAAGAUCCUCCAGGCCUUCCCUGACAUGCACAACUCUAACAUUAGCAAGAUUUUAGGCUCUAGGUGGAAGUCCAUGUCCAACCAGGACAAGCAGCCAUACUAUGAGGAGCAGGCCCGUCUGAGUAAGCUCCACUUAGAGAAGUACCCCAACUACAAGUACAAACCACGGCCGAAGAGGACCUGCAUCAUCGACGGCAAAAAGCUGCGUAUUGGAGAGUACAAGCAGAUGAUGCGUUCACGGCGGCAAGAGAUGAGGCAGUUCUUCACUGUAGGGCAGCCGCCACAGAUCCCCAUCACCACAAGCGCCAGUAUGGUCUACCCAGGAGCCAUCACCAUGGCGACAACUACACCCUCACCCCAAAUGACGUCAGAAUGCUCGAGCGCGUCUGCGAGUCCCGAGCCGCCCAUUCCCGUCAUCCAGAGCACGUACAACAUGAAGCUGGAGGCCACCCCGAUGGCCAACAACAACAACAACAACAACAACAACAACAACAACAACAGAGCGGCGGUCAACGGAGAGGACGACAUGGACAUGUACGAAGACUUCGAGGACGAGCCCAAAUCAGACUAUAGUAGUGAAAAUGACACACAAGAGCCAGUCACCGCCAACUAGAAUUCCGAUGGCGUCUCAGCAGGAAUACAGGAGGAUGCCACACUGUCAAGACGACACCCUCAAGGUUUAAAAGAAGGACGACGCCAACCUGGUGCAAGCCCACAUGCACAUGUGGCUUCAACAACAUCAACAAAAAAGCUAUUUGGUCUUAACUGUUUCUUCAUGUGUGUUCUGAUUUAAUUUUUGGGGGUCAUUAUGAUGAUGAACAUCCGAACAACAUGGCUGCAGCCUACACAACAAAAAACAGAACUUGAAAUUAUUUGACCAUGUGUUUGAACAAUUCGCUGAUUUUGUUCCUCACUCAGGUAUGGUGUGCCAGCCAACAGCGUGUGAAUGUGUCUGAUCAUGGCUCUUUUAGCGGAAAGAAAAGGUCACAUGAAGCAAUCGUCUUCAUCAUUUAGUGCGUUGGUGCCAAACAAGUUGUGUCAGGAGAAAGGCUUAAAGCGGACCUAUGAUGAUUUAAAUCUACUUUUAAAAACACUUCACUUCCUUGUGGUUUAGAUGAUAUUUAUUGGCAUACUUGCCAACCCUCCCGAUUUUCCCGGGAGACUCCCGAAUUUCAGUGCCCCUCCCGAAAAUCUCCCGGGGCAACCAUUCUCCAGAUUUCCACCCAGACAACAAUAUUUGGGGCGUGCCUUAAAGGCACUGCCUUUAGCGUUCUCUAUAACCUGUUGUCAUGUCCGCUUUUCCUCCAUAUAAACAGCGUGCCGGCACAGUCACAUAAUAUAUGCGGCUGUCAAACACACAUAAGUGAAUGCAAGGCAUACUUGAUCUACAGCCAUACAGGUCACACUGAGGGUAGCCGUAUAAACAACUUUAACACUGUUACAAAUAUGCGCCACACUGUGAACCCACACCAAACAAGAAUGACAAACACAUUUCGGGAGAACAUCCGCACCGUAACACAACAGAACAAAUACCCAGAACCCCUUGCAGCACUAACUCUUCCGGGACGCUACAGUAUACAGCCCCACUAACACCAAACCACACCAACCCCGCCCACGUCAACCCCGCCGCCCCCCGCCCCCACACCCCAUCUCCCGAACUCGGAAGUCUCAAGGUUUGCAAGUAUGUUUAUUGGACAUGCUUUAGUGUACAUUUUGCCUCAGUCACAUUUAUAACCCGUUUUUUGAGUCUGCCUGCAAGAUGUUCGAUUCUGUAGGCGUUCCCAGAUUGCAAAUGAAACCACACCCCGACCUCUCCAAAAGUACCAUAAUGUAGCUUUUGAACACGUUGAACACUUUUUGAAUAUGUAUCUUGAAGUCGUCAGCGCUAUUUUUUUUCCAGACACGGUCAAAAAUAAACUUCACAAACAUUACCAUAUUUUACGGACUAUAAGCCACACCGGUAUGUAAGCGGCACCCACAAAAUUUUACAUAUUUUAGCCGCACUACACUAUAAGCCACAGAUAUAUACCGAUACGUCGUCAAAUGAGAUAUUUACAUCGAAAGAUUUUGUAAAUGUUUAUUUACAUACCCUAAUUAUUUCCAAACAGUGCCUGUAACAUGACAGUAAAACAGCUGAUCAAACAAAACACAAAAAGUCAUUGAUUACUUUAUUUAUUAUUUAUGAGAUGAAAAAGAUUUUGUCAUUUUUUUAAAAGUUUCAAAAUGUUGAGUAGGAUUCUUCUUCAUAAUAAUUUGUAAACCCUUUGAGUUUGAAGAGUUUCUUAAAAUGGAUCGUUAUAGUAAUUUGUUAUAUUUAUUUGCUUAAUUCAUUCCAUCGUUUAGCUGUUAGCGAAGAAAAGUCCAAAGAUUAACCGCGCCUUUGUAUAAGCCGCAGGGUUCAAAGCUUAGGAAAAAAGUAGCGGUUUAUACUGUAAUCCGGAAUAUGCGGUAUAUAGAUUCACCCGGUCACUGCCCACGCCCCGCUUCAGACUCUGCAUAAAAAGCUGUUUUUAGCAGCAUUUAUGUCACGGCAUGUUGCUGACAAUGUUAAUAUGCACAUGCCAUGAUUAGAUUACUUUUUUGAAGCUCCUACCCCUCUGGCUAAAAGCUUGACUUUUAAUGUCCGAAUAAGAACGUCCACCUAGCUGUGUGACAUCACGACAUAGCCAGACUGCAAAAGCCAGCAAACAGAGGCAUCCACAACUCUCCAUCACGCCAUAAUGUGUGAACCUUAUGAUGUGACGUUUUGGCAUCGUUCAACAUGAGUAUUCAACAUUUUCUAAGUCAGGAAAGAAGAAAAUCAUCAUAGGUCCCUUUCUAAUACAAAUUCAGAAGGUUCAAAUCUAUCAAGCCAACCUUAGUCAACAUCACUAACUCCUUCCCAGUCGGAGUUCAUCUGACUGAUUGUAAUCAGGCCAGAAUGCUAAAGGGCCAAAAGGUCGCCAAUCUGAAGGAUUGGAAGAGCGGUGAAGGCAGCUUUGGAAGCAUUACAAUCUUCAAAUUGAUGUCGUACAAUGUGUAGCUACACAUCCUUCUCUUAAACGCUUUAGCCCCCAUUUGGACGGCAAGUUUAAAGUCUUAGCUCUUUUUCCUCAAUCUUAAUUCUUUUUGGACAUUGUAAAUCUUGAAUGGACACUAAGACGUCUUAAAACAGAGCACAGUCAUCAGGGCGGUGGCAGUCAUUACUGUCCUCGUCUUAAGACCCGAACAUUUGUACACUAUAAGACAAACUUGGUCAAGUGCACUUAUUAUUUUUUUCCUCAUUCUCGUUGUUGCUUUUCCAGUGCACUUAUCAACAAGCAUUUGAAAGAAAACAAAAGAUGGCAAGUGACCGCUUUGGCUUGAUGCAACUCCUCCAUUUGGACACUCAGAUCCUCUUUAUAGGGCACAAGAUUUAGGUGGGGCUCCCCCACAUAACCCCCCCCCCCCCCACACACACACACACACCUCCUCCUCUCCCUGCCAUGCCCUGCCCUGACCCCUGCCCGGAGUCACCUCAGCACCACCCAGGGGGCGCCAUCUGGGAACGCCAGGGAGGGUCCUAGAAACAAUAAAAGUGAGGCGCGCGUUCCUCAUUGUGCUCUCCAUCAAAGCGCUGGAAAGUGAGGUUCUCAACAGGGGCUGCCCACCGCGGCCCACUCACCAGAUGGAACAAGUACAUCAAGCUGUGGGGGAUUAUUAAAAUGACUGACGACUGGCUAUCAUGUGAGAUGCGCCAUUAUGAAUGCAUGACUUUAGCUAUUCCCCCUUGCUUGCCCUUGAGACAGGAGCUCACUGAGGAUCUCACUGGCCGCUCACUGCUCGGUACAUCCGCAUCACGUCUAUUUAUUUAUUUCACACGCUUUACUCUCCUGACGAGUGGACAUGUUUUCCUCCUGUUUGCUGACUGCUUUGUCUGUGAUUGUAAAUAUGUUCAUGACCAUGCCUCACACGCUGGCUGGAGGCUACUUACACACAAAAGACUUGACCGUGUGCUCACGGGGCAGAGAAAGACACAAAAAAUAAUAAUAAAAAAACACGAACUCAUAAAGGAGACGCUGUUUCAGAAGUGUUUGAAGCACUGGAUAUAAAUUGUCUGAUUAAUGUGAAUCUGUUUGAGGAAGAAAAAGAAAAAAAACCCCACCAUGAAUUAACAAAAUUCCCCAGAUGGACUCGAGUGGGUUUGCUCUCACAGUUGUCAGAUUUUAGUUCGCUUUUCCUUUGUCGACUUGUUUUGUUUAUUUAUGCAAAGACGUGCGAUGGAUGCAUACUUUAGGGCUGCCUUGUGUUUCCAAGUGUCACUAAAACAACAACAAAAAGGACAAUCGAAGCGGGGAUGCUUGGAUUGGGAGUUUGCAAAUUCACCAUUCAUUCUUAAUAUAUAGGAAAUCUUAUUUUAUUUGAAUUUUGAAGCAUAACUUAUGUAGCUUAAUCUAUUUUAUUUCUGUCGUUGUAUGAUUAAAAAAAAAAAAGUCCAUACCUCAUGCAGAUGCUGAAUUCUGUAAUUUAAGAAGCAAUCCAACAAGUACGGUUGUCACCAAAACAAGAAGCACUUGAUGUUAAAGCUCAUCAUGUUUGAAACGUGCUGUUGAAAAGUGGGAAUGUGCAUAUAUUUAUAAGUGGCAAAAUGUUUUGUAUCAAUCAUUUCUUGUCACAUGAUCAUGACGAUCCAGCCAUGUGCAAAAGGAGCCCUUCCGAGGACAAGAUUUCUAUGCUGAUUCAUGCUUUUUACUGUAUUUUUUUCUUCUUCUUUUGCCAUGAAUGGAGUGGGACUGCUGGCUGUGUGUUAAUUUAAUCAGCACAAUUCACUGACAUGCUGGACUGGUGAAAUACUCGCUGCUGUUGAGGAGGUACUUUGUUUGUGAAGCAACACUGUGUCAGGCUCUUCCAUCAUUAGAGCCCCUUUUUUGGACUUUGCUGGCAGUCUACGUAAAAAAAAACAAAAAAAACUUUUGUUGUUUUUCCUGGCAGGUACCUACGGUAUAGGCCAAUGGCAAGUAUUCUUCGGGUGUUUUUAGAAAAAAUACUUAGUGUCUGUCGCUGCUUGAAAAAAAUACGUUUAUGUCUGAAUAUGUAAAUAGUUUAUCAUAAUAUCUUGUACAGUCCAAUGUAAAGUUUUUAAUUCAACUUCAUAACGUUGCCAUCGUGUUCACAUUCUUUCCACAUUACAAAAAAACAGAUUAUUUGCUUGGUGAUAUCGCUCAAAAGAUAAAAUACAUGUUUUUUUCUUUUCUUUGUUUGGUUUGGCUUCCUAGUGUACACCAGCAGGUUUCCAUGUGCAGUAUUGACGUGAGGUAAACUUAAGGUGAAUCCUUUUACAGUGGUUGUGUGCGUGUGUGAUUGAGUGUGUGAGAGAGAGAGAGAGUGUGUGUGUGUGUGUGUGUGUGUGUGUGUGUGUGUGUGUGUGUGUGUGCGUGUGUGUGUGUGUGUGUGUGUGUGUGUGUGUGUGUGUGUGUGUGUGUGUGUGUGAGUGCAAUCUCCCCUAGCUUUUGUAGUAUUACUAUAUCAAGUUAAAAAAACAAAUAUAUUUGGGUGCAUCUAGGCAUCAUGAAAAUGUGCAUACUUUGUAAAAAAAAAAGAAGAUAAAUCAUCCCCAAAAGAAUGAGUUGAGGCAUCAAAUGGUGUGAUAUAAUUUCUGUGUCUCAGUGUAUUGUAACAAUCUAACACGGCUUAGCAGAGUAGCAGCCUGUUUAUGCUCAUUUACCUCAAAUAUUUUCCCCUCCCUUUGUGUAAAAGAAAAAGAGUUUCUCACAUCACUCCAUCUUUUGUACUGCUGUUGACACUUACAAAUUAAAAAGGCAUUUUGUUUAAAUACUCAUUGUGGUCCUCACUGAUCUUCUUUGUGUCAGAGGUAUGGGGAAACAACCCAAAACCUUGUGAUGUGUCCAGAUGUGAUUUGAAAAAAUACAUUCAUUAUUAAAAUGAU
Molecule: messenger RNA, 8104 nt
Organism: Entelurus aequoreus (snake pipefish)
Lineage: Eukaryota; Metazoa; Chordata; Actinopteri; Syngnathiformes; Syngnathidae
Product: transcription factor SOX-6-like
Exons: 17
Coding region: 437-2812 (791 amino acids)
Biological process (GO): positive regulation of chondrocyte differentiation; regulation of transcription by RNA polymerase II; central nervous system development
Cellular component (GO): nucleus
Molecular function (GO): DNA-binding transcription factor activity, RNA polymerase II-specific; RNA polymerase II cis-regulatory region sequence-specific DNA binding
Source: RefSeq, a predicted model, not a curated record